CUGAAUAACAGUAAAGCUGCGUUUAUUUUCUGUCUUUAUAUCAUAAAUCAGUUCAUCAUCAACACCAAAUCAGUCUCUGGAGAACAGAGAUGAGGACAAGAGACUUUUAUUUUAAACUGAGACAAAGCCAGAGAUUGAGUCAUUUUCCUCUGUUAAUGAUGCUCUUCAUCUUGUCCAAACCCACAGAACAGCAGAUUAUUAUAAAGAUGGCGUUUAUUAAAGAGGAGAGUGAAGACAUCAAGAUUGAAGAAACAUUCACAGUCAAACAUGAAGAGACUGAAGAAGCUUUCAGAGUCAAACAUGAAGAUCCUGAGGAACAAACAGAGCUGAUGCCACUCAAAGAUGAGAGUCAAGAACAGAAUGAGACGGAAGAGACUGUUCAAGAUGAGGGAUGUCUUGAUCUCAGAUCUGGAGAAGCAUCAGAACAGACGGAAACCUCGCAAAAAACAGCCGAAUCGAACACCUGCCAUCACUGUGGAAAGAGCUUCACUCGGAAACAGUACCUUACAAACCACAUGAGGAUUCACAAUGGAGAAAGGCCUUUCAAAUGCCACCAGUGUGUAAAGAUAUUCACACAGAAGCAAAACUUUCUUGACCACAUGAGGAUUCACACCGGAGAAAAGCCGUACACCUGCCAACAGUGUGGGAAGAGUUUCACUUGGAAACGGUACCUCAUAACACACACGAGGAUGCACACCGGAGAAAAGCCGUACACUUGCCAAGAGUGUGGGAAGUGUUUUGCUCGGAAACAUAUGCUUACAAUCCACAUGAGGGUUCACACUGGAGAACGGCCUUACCCUUGCCAAGAGUGUGGAAAGGGUUUCACUCAGAAACAUAUCCUUAUAGACCAUAUGAGGAUUCACACUGGAGAAAGGCCUCACGUUUGCCAACAGUGUGGAAUGAGUUUCACAUGGAAACAAUACUACACCGAGCACAUGAGGACUCACACGGGAGAAAGGCCUCACGCUUGCCUACAGUGUGGGAAGAAUUUCACCUGUAAACAAAACCUCACCGAUCAUAUGAGGAUUCACACCGGAGAAAAGCCGUUCACUUGCCAACAGUGUGGGAAGUGUUUCACUUGUAAACCAAACCUUAGAAGCCACAUGAAGGUUCACACUGGAGAAAGGCCUCACGCCUGCAGUCAGUGUGGAAAGAGUUACCCUUGGAAAAAAAACCUUAAGGAGCAUAUGAGAGUUCACACUGGGGACCAACUUUCAGAUGCAAACACUUCCUUGAUUCCCAUGUGAUGCCUCAUAAUACUGUAAAGCUUUACACCAGUGGCACCCCUAGAGAAUUUUCAAUGGGUUAGCCAGAUGAGGUCACACCAAACCUUGUGGUGCUGCACUAAAAGGAAUGAAUUC
This is a messenger RNA of Danio rerio (zebrafish), 1361 nucleotides long. The record is from RefSeq and is a predicted model, not a curated record. Lineage: Eukaryota; Metazoa; Chordata; Actinopteri; Cypriniformes; Danionidae.